UGUGAUGGAGGGGGAAGUAAAAUUUACCACACCCUGCACGCACUAUUUAGAGGCUAAUCGACGAUCGUGAUUCUGUUCAACCACGAAGUUGGCCUCUCUGAUAUGUGUUUCUACACCAUUUCGGUGCUUAGUGGACUAUAAAAAACACCCAUGGAGUUAGAAAAUAUUGUUGCAAAUACAGUGUAUUUGAAAGCAAGAGAAGGAAAUGGAGGGAAACGAAAGGGAAGAAGCAAAAAAUGGAAACAAAUCCUGAAAUUUCCGCAUAUAUCUCUCUGUCAAAACUUAAACAUAGAUGAUAACUUUACUAGUAUAUGUGAGCAACAGCCAAUCGGGAAGAAGCUCUUUAGGAUGUUCUGCAAAACAAAACCAGAAUUGUGUAAAAUAAUAUCAUUCUUAGAUCAAGUUGAUCUUUAUGAAAUUUCAGCAAAAGAAGUUAGGACAGAGAAAGCAAAGGACAUUUAUUCCAAUUAUCUUAAGGGUAACAACAGACUAGCGCCUUUGGUUGAGGAGAACACAGAUCACUGUGAAGGUGCUUUGAAUUCUAAUGAUUCGCCUAGUAAAGAGCUGUUCCAUCAUUAUGCAGUAAUUGUACGUGAAUAUUUAAUGGGUGAGCCGUUUAGGGAAUACAAAUCAAGUAUGUACUAUUCAAGGUUUUUACAGUGGAAGUAUUUGGAGAACCAACCGGCCACUAAGAACACCUUCAGACAGUACCGAGUGCUUGGCAAAGGUGGAUUUGGUGAGGUUUGUGCCUGCCAGGUGCGGUCAACUGGAAAGAUGUAUGCGUGCAAGAAGCUAGAGAAGAAGCGAAUCAAAAAGCGCAAGGGAGAGUCGAUGGCAUUGAACGAGAAGACACUAUUGCAGAAGGUUAACAGCAGAUUCGUGGUGAGUUUAGCAUACGCCUACGAGACAAAGGAGGCUCUGUGUCUUGUCUUGACCAUUAUGAAUGGCGGAGAUCUGAAGUUCCACAUCCAUAAUAUGGGUUCACCGGGAUUUGAUGAAGGGCGUGCCCGUUUCUAUGCCGCUGAGAUCACCUGCGGACUGGAGCACCUAAACCAACUACGCAUUGUCUAUCGUGACAUGAAACCUGAGAACAUUCUGCUAGAUGAUCACGGUCAUGUGAGAAUUUCUGAUCUUGGGCUUGGGUUGGAGAUUCCAGAGGGAGAGAAGAUUAUGGGAAGAGUUGGAACAGUCGGUUAUAUGGCACCUGAAGUUGUGAAAAAUGAACAGUACACAUUCAGCCCUGACUGGUGGGGGUUAGGUUGCCUCAUCUAUGAAAUGAUACAGGGAAAAGCCCCGUUCCGUGCCCGCAAGGAGAAGGUAAAACGAGAGGAGGUUGAUCGGAGAGUGAAGGAAGACACAGAGACCUACACAAAUUCAUUCAGUCCAGAAGCAACUGCAAUUUGUAAACGAUUACUUAACAAGGAUCCGGAGCAACGUCUUGGUUUCAAGGAAGGCUCUGCCCAAGAGGUCAAAGAUCAGACUUGGUUUAACUGUAUUAAUUUUAAAAGGCUUGAAGCAGGCAUGGUAGAACCACCCUUCAAACCUGAUCCUAGAGCAGUUUAUGCCAAGGAUGUUCUAGACAUUGAGCAAUUUUCUACAGUCAAGGGCGUGAAUCUAGACCAUAGUGAUGAGAAGUUUUACGAGAAGUUCAAUACUGGAAGCGUAGCAAUACCAUGGCAGAAUGAGAUGAUUGAGACAGAGGUGUUCAAAGAACUGAAUGUGUUUGGUAUAAACAACACCCCCACCCCUGAUCUACUUCUUGACCAACCCCCUCCUCAGCCUAGGCCUGGUUUCUUUAGUAGAAUUUUCAAACGAAGGGUGUUCACUUUGAUGUCUAAACCAAUCAGGAAGUGUUGCCAUGGUUAUUGUAGUGUCGGUGUGAUUGUUCAAUCUGCUUUUUCAGGAUUAGGACGGUUAACAACAACAUUAUUAGCUUUCAUGACCGACAUUCAGGAAAUCACAUUAAUAUGCAGUCAUUCAAUACUCACUGACACUCCAGUGUUUCGUCGUCAUAUCAUUUACAAAACAAGAAAGGACAUCUGCGUUGCAGGACGCAGGAUUUAA
Molecule: messenger RNA, 2064 nt
Organism: Anneissia japonica
Lineage: Eukaryota; Metazoa; Echinodermata; Crinoidea; Comatulida; Comatulidae
Product: G protein-coupled receptor kinase 5-like
Exons: 16
Coding region: 151-2064 (637 amino acids)
Biological process (GO): signal transduction; protein phosphorylation; regulation of signal transduction
Cellular component (GO): cytoplasm
Molecular function (GO): ATP binding; G protein-coupled receptor kinase activity
Source: RefSeq, a predicted model, not a curated record